AUGGCGGAGAACAAUGCCCAUCAUCUACAGCAGCAGCAGCCGCAGCAGCAGCAACCACCAAACAUCCAGGAACAGGUGCUGCAAAUUCUCUCCAACCAACAGCUGCUAAUGACGCAAAUUCUCCAGCAACAAAGCGCCACGCAGCUUGCCAUCCGCAAUCUUUCCUACGACGAAAGGGUGCUGGACUCGCUUUCGAGCAACAUGGCGGAGUUCGUGUAUGACAAAGACAAUGGACACACGUUCGACGCAUGGUUUUCCAGGUAUGUCGACCUUUUUGACAAGGACGCCCGGAAGCUCGAUGACGCAGCGAAAGUGCGAUUACUCCUGCGAAAGCUUAGCCCACCCGACCACGAGCGCUACAAUAGCUUCAUUCUGCCGAGACUCGCUCGUGAGUUUACGUUCACAGAGACCGUCGAUAGGUUAAAGUCACUAUUCGGAGCGACAGUUUCCAUCUUCCGCCGACGAUUCAACUGUCUCCAGCUCACCAAGAAGGAGAGUGACUAUUACCUGGCAUACUCGUGCAAGGUGAACAAGGCAUGUGUUGAUUCCAAACUUUCGGAAUUAACUGAAGAGCAGUUCAAAUGUCUUAUUUACGUCUGUGGUCUGAAGUCAAAUCAAGAUACCGAGGUUAGAAUGCAUCUCAUCAACAAGCUGAACGAGAACGUCAAUCUGACGCUACAGCAAGUCGUGGAUAAGUGUAACAGCCUCAUCAACCUGAAACAGGACACCGUGUUGGUGGAAAAUCCGUCGUCCGUGGUGAAUGCCGUUGUUUACGAGAAGCGGUCGAAAUCGAAGCAUCAGUCUGCAGCAUCGAGUUCUUCCAAUCAACGUGAGCAACCAAAGACGCCCUGCUGGUCAUGUGGGGGCAUGCACUACAACAAGGACUGCCGGUUUCGAGACCAAAAAUGCAACGAGUGCGGCAAGGUUGGGCAUCGAGCAGGUUAUUGUGCUUGCUUUCAAUCAAGGUCUUCAUCCAAUGCAAAUACGGUAUCUAGGAAGAAGAAAAAGCAACCGUCGACGAAGACGGUGACAAUCCGAAACAUCAUCCAGGGUCGGAAAUUCGUCAAGCUCCAGGUCAACAACGUACUCCUUCGCCUACAAUUGGACACAGGGUCCGAUAUUUCGAUAAUUUCGCACCGAUCGUGGAUCAAACUCGGUCGUCCCCACACGAAACCAAUGGUUUGCACCGCGCGAACAGCUUCCGGAGAGCCACUCGAUCUUGUUGCCGAGAUGUGGUGCAACAUUUCCCUCAAUGGAGUCACAAAAGGGGGUAAGUGUUUCGUCGCCGCUCCUAACGUCAGUCUCGACAUUCUAGGAAUUGACUGGAUGGAUUUGUUUGGGUUGUGGAACCAGCCAAUCACAUCGUUCUGCAACCAGGUCAGCACUCAACCAAGUCAGACGCUGGCUACCCUCCAUACUCAGUUCCCCGAAGUUUUCACUAACGAGAUGGGUCUCUGCAAGAAGGCUCCCGUCAAGCUGGUCCUGAAAGGCGAUCCGAAACCAGUUUUCAAGCCGAAGCGUCCGGUAGCGUACUGCAUGGAAGGUGUGGUAGAGGACGAGAUUUGUCGCUUAGAGAAUCUGGGCAUUCUGAAGAAGGUGGAUUUCGCUGAAUGGGCAGCACCAAUCGUAGUGGUCCGGAAACCCAAUGGCACCGUCCGGAUUUGUGCUGAUUUUUCGACUGGCCUGAACAGCGUACUCGAGCCGAAUCAGUACCCUCUACCGCUACCCGAAGAUAUAUUCGCCAAAAUGUCCGGAUGUCGGGUGUUUAGCCACAUCGACCUUUCUGAUGCCUACUUACAGGUCGAGGUCGAUCCGGAGAGUCAACCGCUGCUCACCAUAAACACCCACAAAGGCCUCUUUCAAUUCACCCGCUUGUCGCCCGGCAUCAAAUCUGCCCCGGAGCAUUCCAACAGCUGA
Toxorhynchites rutilus septentrionalis is the source of this 1917-nucleotide messenger RNA. RefSeq lists its product as uncharacterized. Bases 1 to 1917 code for a protein of 638 amino acids. NCBI's taxonomy places the organism in Eukaryota, Metazoa, Arthropoda, Insecta, Diptera, Culicidae. The transcript has a single exon. The record is from RefSeq and is a predicted model, not a curated record.